UGUUAAGGAAAAUAUUUCUGAAGAAAAUACUUCUUCAAUUCUUCAACAUUUCUUCUUCUUCAAAUAUUUGUUUGCUAUCUUUGAUAUUUUUCCCUAACACACGAAGCAUAUUUUUCUGUGGUUCUUCAAAACAUUGUCUUGAUGAAUGAAUAGAGAGCUGGAGUGAAAGAUAUUCGGGGACAACAAAGCAGAUAAUAAAGAAAGAACAAGUCAAGAAGGGAAACAUGAAUUUGACCAACUGUACAAGAGUAACUGAAUUUUUUCUUGUUGGAUUGCCACGUGUUUGGGGAAUGGAAAAUGUGAUCUAUGCAAGCAUCUUUCUGAUCUACAUUCUGUGUCUGAUGGGCAAUGGGCUCAUCAUUGUCAUGGUAAUUGUGGACCGCCAUCUCCAGAAGCCCAUGUAUUUCUUCCUUAGCAACCUUUCUUGCAUUGACAUUGGACACACCACAACCUUUAUCCCUAAACUGCUGGUUAACUAUCUCUCAGCAAAGAAUUCCAUCUGUUUCAACUGCUGCAUUACCCAGCUGUAUUUUUACUUCUUUUUUGGGGUCACGGAAUAUUUUAUCAUCACUUUCAUAUCCUUGGACAGAUACUUAGCCAUUUGCCAUCCUUUGAGAUACACCACCAUCAUGACCUCUGGGGUCUGCCUGAAACUAGCAAUGGCAGCCUGGUUUGGAAGCUUUUUCUCCAUUCUUUACCAGGAAAUAGUGGUGGCAAAUUUACCUUUCUGUACAUCCAACAUUAUCAAUCACUUCUACUGUGAUGUGGGACCUGUGUUGAAGAUUGCAGGAGGAGAUAUUAGAGUCAUUGAAGCACUGGGGUUCUUAAUUAUGGUGAUGGUGGUAAUGUCCUCCCUUUUCUUCACCCUUGUUUCUUACUUCUUCAUCAUUUCGACCAUCCUCCAAAUGCCUUCAGCCACCAGACAGCAGAGAGCUUUCUCUACCUGUGCUUCCCACCUGGUUGUAGUCUGCAUGUUGUAUGGGUCAGUCUGUUUUGUCUAUUUAAGACCUACUGUCAAGAACUCUUCUUUCAGUAGGAUGAAGAUUGUUUCUGUGGUGAAUACUAUAGUUGUCCCAAUGCUGAAUCCUUUCAUUUACACCAUUAGGAACAACGAAGUGAAAGAAGCAGUUUGGAAAGCAUUAAGAAAAAAGUCUCUGGCUUUUCCUAAAAUCUAAAUAUAGACAUAAGUAAAGUGAACAUUUUUGCUGGACUUGGGUAUGUCUAGUUUAAUGAAAAGAAGGACUAGGGGUGACAUGAUAGCCAUGUUCCAAUAUCUCAGGGGUUGCCACAAAGAAGAGGGAGUCAAGCUAUUCUCCAAAG
Messenger RNA from Crotalus tigris (Tiger rattlesnake), 1320 nucleotides. Its product is annotated as olfactory receptor 6X1-like. Gene Ontology annotation, molecular function: G protein-coupled receptor activity; olfactory receptor activity. The transcript has 2 exons. Bases 225 to 1175 code for a protein of 316 amino acids. The record is from RefSeq and is a predicted model, not a curated record. NCBI's taxonomy places the organism in Eukaryota, Metazoa, Chordata, Lepidosauria, Squamata, Viperidae. Gene Ontology annotation, cellular component: membrane. Gene Ontology annotation, biological process: G protein-coupled receptor signaling pathway.